AUUGACUACACUAUCGAGUAUUGUACCCACUGGAGACACCGGUAUUCCAUUUCAAGGCUUAUCGAUAACAUCAACAUGAAGCUCCUAUCUGCUCUCUUUUUCGGAUGCUUGUCAUUGGUUUUCGCCAAUCCUAUUGUGGUCACAUAUCCUAAGGACACCCCUUCAUCUGUCCUAGAGGACGCGAUGAAUUCUGUUAUCAGUGCUGGUGGACGAAUCACCCAUAAGUAUCAGUUAAUCAACGGGUUCUCCGCUGACGCGCCCGAAUCGGCGGUUCAGCAAAUCUCGGUCCAAUCUGCGAAGUAUAACCCGACAAUUGAAAAAGACCUACCGGUUUCCAUCCAGUAGUGAUCGCAGAGCUGGUGCUCGAAGAUGAUGUCUCCCUGCGCAUUCCAACGGCCCCGUGCUGGUCUCGGAACUAGUCACUAACGCUGGAGCUAAAGGAGCAAGUAUGGACCGGGCCUUUAACGAAUAAUGGCUUUGGAUUGAUUGUAACGUCCAGGGAAUUGUAGCGUCGGUGUUCAGUUUUCAGAUAUCCUAAUAGCGUUUCAAAUUGUUGCCGUUGCUUUGCGUGUCAUUAUUGAUACUCGUAUAAGUCAUGAUCCUAUCUAUCAUGAUGGGGUUUUCCUGCCUCUCCAGGGUCCCUAUUGUUAGGAGAGAAAGGCGGUGGGAGGAAAGAGAAAGGAAUUAUGAAUAUGAAUAUUAAAAUUGAUCUUAUUCUGUACAAUUUUCUUAACAACUGCA
Molecule: messenger RNA, 741 nt
Organism: Aspergillus alliaceus
Lineage: Eukaryota; Fungi; Ascomycota; Eurotiomycetes; Eurotiales; Aspergillaceae
Exons: 4
Coding region: 76-345 (89 amino acids)
Biological process (GO): vacuole fusion, non-autophagic
Molecular function (GO): endopeptidase inhibitor activity
Source: RefSeq, a predicted model, not a curated record